This is a messenger RNA of Aedes aegypti (yellow fever mosquito), 1431 nucleotides long. Its product is annotated as tigger transposable element-derived protein 4-like. Gene Ontology annotation, cellular component: nucleus. The record is from RefSeq and is a predicted model, not a curated record. The transcript has 2 exons. Gene Ontology annotation, molecular function: DNA binding. Lineage: Eukaryota; Metazoa; Arthropoda; Insecta; Diptera; Culicidae. Bases 1 to 1431 code for a protein of 476 amino acids.
AUGGAAAAAGUUGAGAAACGGAUAAUCAAGGUGCUAACCGUUGCACAACGGAACACCAUAAUUGACGAGUACGAGGCAAGUGGUGCAAAGGUAACAGAAAUUGCGAAGAGAUUCCAGGUACCUCAAAGUACCGUUUCAUCGAUUCUGAAAAACCGGGAGAAAUGGCGAUUGAGGAAGCUUCAAAAUGAAAAUCUCCAGGUCAAAAGAGCGAAGGCACCGGUUGACGAGCGACUGGAACGGGCACUUCAGGUCUUCAUAAGUCAAGCCAGGGAAAAUAGUAUUCCGUUGUCGGGAUUGAUUAUUCGCGAGAAGGCGUGCCAGCUAGCGAAAAAGCUUGGUGUCCCUGAAUUCCAGGGUAGCAGCGGCUGGCUCUUCAAAUUUUUAAAACGACAUAACAUAUCGUUUAAAAAAGUUUGUGGAGAAAACGCUGCGGUUGACUCUACAAUGGCUGGAAACUGGAUGACCAACGUUUUGCCAGGUUUCAUUCAAGAGUAUGACCCGAAGGACAUAUAUAAUGCGGAUGAGACCGGCUUAUUCUACAAGUGCCUGCCGGAUAGAACAUACGCGUUCAAGUCGGAAUCUUGCCAUGGCGGAAAGUAUUCGAAGCAAAGACUCACCAUUCUUUGUGCUGCAAACAUGGACGGAAGUGACAAGCUUCCUCUGCUAGUUAUUGGGAAAAGUCGGAAACCUCGAUGCUUCAAGAAUGUUAAGUCCCUGCCUGUUAAAUAUGAAGCAAACUCAAAAGCCUGGAUGACGUCAUUGCUAUUUGAAAAAUGGAUGUUGAAGUUCGAUCAGCGAAUGAGCGAUGAGGACCGGAAAAUUUUGAUGUUUGUGGACAACUGUACGGCGCAUCCGAAGAUCUUUCUGGAAAAAUUGAAGUCGAUCAAACUUGUAUUUUUCCCUCCAAACGCAACUUCUGUUUUGCAACCUCUGGAUUUGGGAAUUAUCAAAUCUUUGAAACAUUAUUACAGAUAUGAGCUGGUUAAAGAACGAAUCCAUUCAAUGGAAAUAGAUCAGGAACAUCAAGAUAUAACCGUUUUGGAUGCUAGAAAACUUGUGUCCAAGGUAUGGAGCGUCAAAGUUAAAGCAGAAACCAUCCAGAACUGCUUCCGAAAGGCUGGUUUCGUCUUAGAAGACGAAGAUGACAUUCCAUUAGCAGAACUUGUUAGAAGGGAAGCGAUACGAAAUCAGCAAGAUUUGGCACUUGCAGAAGACGAGCUGUUUCCUGUUGAUCCUGUGGUAUCGUUUUCUGACUAUUGUGAUGUUGAUAGGAAUGUCAUAUGCAACGAGAUGAUGACUGAUGAUGAUAUUCUCGAAUUUGUUACUGGAGGAGACCUCGCACACGAUGAGCCCGAAGAUGUUUUGUCAACCACAUUUAACAACAUGCAGUCUUCAGAACUAGGGCUGUGCAAAUAUCGAUAUUAUCGAUAA